GUUUUCUGUUGUGUUCGGUAGGAGUCAUCUUUCCGUUGAUUUGAUAGAAGAUGCUCCUCUCCUGGAAUCUGCUGGCCACUGUGCCUUUGGUCCUUCUGUCUACCUCGGCCUCGGCUCUACCACAAGCUGGCGGUGUAGCGACUCCAUCCGUCAACUCGACCACCUGUAAUGGCAAGACAUAUGUGUAUAACGAGCUUGCUGGUUACGGUUUCGUUCCCAACAAUGCUCGAGACAAGCUGGGAGAUACUAUUGGGGGCAUUGGCUCCUCGAUUGCUGUGGCAUCAUGGGUUCGUCUUCCGAAUAACUCAUAUACUGGCCAGCUGUAUGCAUUGCCCGAUCGUGGCUGGAACACAGAAGGCACUCUCAACUACCAGAACCGCAUUCAGAAGUUUUCGAUUAUAUUCACGCCUAACGCUUCUGCCACUGUUGCCGAUCCAUCGCCACCAAAUCUCCAAUUCACGUACCUCGACACCAUUCUUCUCACUGAUCCCGCUGGAAACCCCACUUCCGGCCUCGAUGGUGCUCUGACGGGACCGUAUUUGACAUUUCCCGGCUACGAAUUCCCGUUCCCAUCUGCCAACUACACCGGAGAUGGAUUCGGAGGCGCAGGCACGGGGGGCAAUCGACUAGUAAUUGACUCCGAAGGUCUCGUUCUCGGGCACGAUGGAACCUUCUGGGUCUCAGACGAAUACGGCGACUACAUUUACAACUUCAGCCCAUCCGGAAACAUGAUCAAUGCCAUCCGGCCCCCAUUAGCCUACAUUCCCCACCGCAACUCCAACGAAUCCUUCUCCGCAGAUUCCGCACCCAGCUACAAUCCCUCUCUCCGUCCCACGCCUCGCGAUCCCACCACCGGCCGAGCCAACAAUCAAGGUCUCGAAGGCCUCACCAGUAAUCCUCAAGGCACAAAACUCUAUGCCCUUACCCAAUCUGCUUUGCAGCAAGACAGCGGUUCCAAAAACCCUUCAACUGCCAAUUCUCGUUUUCUCGUCUACGACAUUUCUGAUUCUUCUCAUCCUCCUCUUCUCGAAGCCGAAUACGUCAUCCAUCUACCCAACACCCUCCCCUCAACCCCUUCCUCCCGAAUCGCCCGCCAAAGCGAAAUCCACUAUAUUUCCCCCACACAAUUCCUCGUCCUCGCCCGCGACUCCGGAGCAGGAAGAGGUCAAGGAACGAGUACCACAAGCAUUUAUCGCCACGUCGAUGUGUUUGAUAUUUCCUCCGCUACCAACAUUGCUGGAUCUUUUUAUGAUGAUACGACGGGAUCCAUCGCUCCAGGAGGUAGUCUUUUGGAGAAUGUGACGGCGGCGGAAUAUUGUUCUUGGUUGGAUUAUAAUGUGAAUUCGCAGUUGGAGCGGUUUGGGGUGAGGAAUGGGGGGGAACAGAGUCAGGGGUUGUUGAAUGAGAAGUGGGAGAGUUUGGCUGUUGUUCCUGUUUUGAAGGAAACGACCACGGAGGCGAAGACGGAGACGAAGAGGACCACAGGGGAAGAUGAUAACGAAGGGGAAUUUUUUGUGUUAUCAUUUUCGGAUAAUGAUUUUAUUACGCAGGAUGGAUAUUUGAAAAAUGGAGAGUUUCGCUAUCAGGAUGGGAGUGGGUAUAGUUUGGAAAAUCAGGCGUUGUUGUUUAGGGUGCAGUUGCCUGUGGAGGAGGGACCUUUGGUUGGGUAG
Molecule: messenger RNA, 1670 nt
Organism: Sphaerulina musiva SO2202
Lineage: Eukaryota; Fungi; Ascomycota; Dothideomycetes; Mycosphaerellales; Mycosphaerellaceae
Exons: 2
Coding region: 51-1670 (539 amino acids)
Source: RefSeq, a predicted model, not a curated record